UUGUUGUUUUUGGCUACGGUGUGUGUGCCUUAUUUUUUUCGAUUUUUGAUUUUGAUUUUUCGAAUUGAAAAUGAAUUUUGGUUUAAAUUUUUUCCGAAAAACAUUUAUUCAUACAAAUCCUAUUAUUACAACAUUAUUAAGCAAUGAAAAUCAAUUAGCUAGUCCAUUAUGUAAUAUUGUACGAUUUUAUGAUCGACGACGUUUUGUACGUCGAUUUGGUUAUCGACCACAUUAUCAUUCGAAAGGUUUAUUACCACGAAUACCAAAUGAACAUUUCCCGAUAAAUCGAAUACCGAUUGAAAAGAAACCAGAUCCAUGGCGAAAAGAAUCAGCAAUGUUUGGUCAAAAUGAUUAUAUCGAUAUACUUGGUGAGGAUGGUAAAAUCCAUCCAACCGAUACAAUGUCAUCGAUACCGAAUUGGUUAAGAAAAUUUCGUGGGAAUGAAAUGCAAAUGUUAAUUCGUCGCCGAAAAGCUAAACAACAUUGGCAAUGGUUUCGGCCACAAAAAUGGAUCGAUCUAAAUAAACGAAUUGAUUUUCUUUAUAAACGUCUUAAUUAUAAACGACCACCACGUCCACCAGAAUAUUAAUUUUUUUUU
Messenger RNA from Dermatophagoides pteronyssinus (European house dust mite), 598 nucleotides. It is a transcript of the gene mRpL51, whose product is annotated as mitochondrial ribosomal protein L51. Gene Ontology annotation, molecular function: structural constituent of ribosome. Gene Ontology annotation, cellular component: mitochondrial large ribosomal subunit. Lineage: Eukaryota; Metazoa; Arthropoda; Arachnida; Sarcoptiformes; Pyroglyphidae. The record is from RefSeq and is a predicted model, not a curated record. Gene Ontology annotation, biological process: translation.